ACGCCAUCGCUGAUCGCACUUGGCUUGGCAUAAGGAAGAUUUUAUAGUCGAGCAAACGCUUCGAGGCGGGAAGAAGCGAACGCUUCAAAGCGUUAUACGGCGGCGCACUUUGACGCGAGGCACGAUAUGUUUGUUAGUUAAACGAAAGGUGUCGAAACUUUGUUUUCUUCAACCAGCAUUUCGAGGGUUGCCAUCUCUCCCCGUCGCCCCCUGUCUCUCGCCCGUUUCUCACUUUUCACCGUCCAUCGGCCGCUAGGUUUAGUUGAAAGAUGGCAGAAGAACCCAAAGUGACAAUGGAGGAUGCUAAGAUUGAUCUAUUUGAAGAUGAUGAUGAGUUUGAAGAAUUUGAAUGUGAAGAAUGGGAUGAUGAGAAGGAAGAAGAGAAGGAAGCAACACAACAGUGGGAAGAUGACUGGGAUGACGAUGACGUUAAUGAUGACUUCUCUCUUCAAUUGAGAAGGGAGCUGGAGAACAACUCAGAGAAGAAAUAAACUUUUCCUUGACAAAUGUGUCUUUGGAGUUUGGACCCUGUAACAUGUUUUUACGUGACAGGUGAUUAUGAUACAACAUAGUUAUGCUUAGAAUGGGUUAUCGACUUUAUCAAAAGUUUCAAGUGCUGUAAUAUAGAUCUCCUGAUGCUUCACUGCGUAGUGUAAUUUCAUUUUGAAGAGCUUUCAAGUUUUUAA
This is a messenger RNA of Nymphaea colorata (pocket water lily), 686 nucleotides long. Its product is annotated as protein DSS1 HOMOLOG ON CHROMOSOME V-like. Lineage: Eukaryota; Viridiplantae; Streptophyta; Magnoliopsida; Nymphaeales; Nymphaeaceae. The record is from RefSeq and is a predicted model, not a curated record. Gene Ontology annotation, cellular component: proteasome complex; proteasome regulatory particle, lid subcomplex. Gene Ontology annotation, biological process: double-strand break repair via homologous recombination; mRNA export from nucleus; proteasome assembly. The transcript has 3 exons. Bases 270 to 491 code for a protein of 73 amino acids.